UGACGUAACAACCUUGAUCACAUCUGACUGCCUUCCUGCUUGUCGAAAAGUAUUCAGAAGUAUAAAACGAGGGAAGGGUUGAAGGUAUAGUACGAGACGCUGACAGUUGAAGAAGCGACUGAGGUUUUGAACAGUGUUCCGUGACUUCUCCAGGAGAUACAGCCACAAAGCGUUUUAAGACCUUGGACAGCACCCGGUCGGUACCCGAACAGAACAGCGGAUCAUUUUGGCAAAUGUAUAAAGCGAUGUUACAAAGGAACGGCUCCCAGCUCCUUUUUCUAAUAGCCCUGUGCAGUGUGCUAUAUUCCCGGACUCAGUGUUUGCCAUAUGCAUCUAUGAGACCUACGAGACACGCAGAUGGUCUCUUUACUAGUGGAUACAGCAAACUUCUUGGACAGCUAUCGGCGCGGCGGUACCUGGAAUCCUUGAUCGGAAAGCGAGUCAGUGAUGACAUGAUGGAGGACCAGGCACCAGUGAAGCGCCACUCAGAUGCCAUAUUCACAGACAACUACAGUCGCUUCCGCAAACAGAUGGCUGUGAAGAAAUAUCUGAACUCGGUUCUGACAGGAAAGAGAAGUCAAGAAGACCCUCCCAUGCAAGAAGAAUCCAGAAGUGAGCCCUCGUUUCAAGAGAGCUAUGAUGACGUCAACGUAGAUCACCUCCUCAAUAACUUCCAAUUGCCACUCUGAAGAAGACCCACUGGUGCGACGACCUCAAUCGGCAACCUCAUCGAUCUGCCAUUCAAAACAAUAUUUAAGUUCUUCAACAACGGGCUAAAAGUCAUGUGUGGUUAUCUCUACAGUAUAAAGUGAACGUUUACAUUGUAUAUAAUUAAACUAAAACAAAAAAUAUUGGUCUAAAGAUGUAGGCCAUAUUAAAUAUUAUACAUGCCCACCUGGGAUUAGAUAGAUUUGCUUUGUCCAGGACUCUGUAAAUGGUAGUUCAAGAAAUGCAUUCUAAACAAGCUAUAUACUGCUAUAGAGUACCAUCAGCUUAAACAGAAGAGGACCACAUUUAGAGCGGCUAUGAUGCAUAUAAUCACUUUAUAUCCAUGUGGAACAACGCUAUACCUUUUGCAAAAACUUACCUAGAGCAUUUAGUUCUGUGAAAUCGCCCACCAAAUAAAAUAUGUCCAUUUAUUUUUCAAAGCUGAGUCAUUUUGUAAGUAAAUAUUGAUGUUGAUUAUUUUAUUUUCAUGUUUCAACUUGUUGGGAAAAAAAGUAUUGCUAAGUUGCUUACAAAUUACGUUGCAAACUUAUAGUUGCACUCAACGUGUGUUGAUGACCUGCUCAGCUGAAUGAAGAUGGGAAACAGACUAUUACAUUUGAUUUGAUGAAUAUCAACUUCAUAGCAUUUGAAAUGAAUUGAUCAGUUUCAUGUCAAUGGGACAAAUUAGCAUGUUAUUUGCUAUCAAAUCAGCACAACAGAGAAGAACUUGAAAGCAAUUACCUUCUCAGUCUCAGUUACACAGUGGAAAUAUUCAAACUAGAUAAUGGCAGGGAUCUCCUUUAAAAAUAUAUAUUAUUCCCUUCAAAGACAUGAGACAAAGCAUAGAAUAGCAGAUAAACAUGAACAUGAAUUUAUGUCAACAGACAUACUGUAGAUAAGUCAUAUACUGUAUUUUAAUCAUGACAGUUAUGAGAGGACUGUGACAAAGAUGACUGAGAAAUUGUUUCCACAUAAUUAUUGGUACAUUUUCUGAACUAAUGUAACUUCGAAUAUAUUCAGUGAAUAAAAUGAUGUAUACUUGUGCAA
Messenger RNA from Oncorhynchus tshawytscha (Chinook salmon), 1755 nucleotides. Its product is annotated as VIP peptides. Gene Ontology annotation, biological process: positive regulation of penile erection; epinephrine secretion; negative regulation of apoptotic process. NCBI's taxonomy places the organism in Eukaryota, Metazoa, Chordata, Actinopteri, Salmoniformes, Salmonidae. The coding region runs from base 234 to 689 and encodes 151 amino acids. Gene Ontology annotation, molecular function: neuropeptide hormone activity; peptide hormone receptor binding. Gene Ontology annotation, cellular component: neuron projection; perikaryon; extracellular region. The record is from RefSeq and is a predicted model, not a curated record. The transcript is spliced from 6 exons.